AUGGGGAAACCGUUUUCGAAAAGGGCCGAGGGCCUGGGCCACAAAAAGCUGGCACAGGGGAGCCGUAGCUGCGAGUACUCAAAGACUUUUCCAGUCGUGAUAAGCGGGGUCCAGUGGAGCGUGGAGCACGUCGGGGUCACCAGAUGUGGGAAUUGGAAGAAUGAAGACAAGGGAUUCAGUAGUUGGGGUCCAUCCGUGAAGAUGGAAGCGAAGUUCUGUGAGAUGGAAAGAGCUCCUUCGGAGGAAGGGCAGCCGGCCCGAGUCCAAGAGCGCGCCCAAGGUGCCCUCUCCUGCGGUAGCGAAGAGACAGAGUUCAUCCAUUCUCUUUGCAGAGGUGUGGAAACUGCUGCUGUACCUCCAGUCCAGUCUCUAGUUUCCUUUGAGGAGGUGUCUGUGCAUUUCACUGUGGCAGAGUGGGCCCUGCUGGAUCCAGACCAAAGAGAUCUCUACAAGGAGGUCAUGCUGGAGAACUAUGGGAGCGUGGCCUUUCUGGAUCAACUGCUCCGAAUAGAGAUGUACAUCUCCAGAGGAAGAUAUCGGUUUGGAGUCCCCAACAGUGUCCUCCGGCGAGGCGGUCGCUACGGUGAGACCGACUCCGUCGAUCAGAACAGCUGUGAUGUCCGGAACUACUCCGACGUCCGGAACGACUCCGACGUCUGGAACGACUCAGAGGACUGGAACGACUCCGACGUCCGGAAUGACUCCGACGUCCGGAAAGGCUUCGAUGGCUCGAACGGCUUCGAUGGCUCGAACGGCUCCGGUGAACGGAAUGACUCCGACGGGUGGAAUGACUCCGACUGGUGGAACGACUCCGACAGGUGGAGCGACUUCGUCCGACUGAACGACUGUGGCUUGAACGCCCACUACGAGCCAAAGACCAUUGAUUUGAACGGCGUUGAGAGGGACGUCUCGCUGGCCCCUGGACCUUAUUCUCGCCUAUCUGGGCGGCGCCAUCUUGGGAUUGCUGCGGGCCCAAAGCGGCAUACAGGGGAGAAACCUUUUGAAUGCUCAGAAUGUGGAAAGAGAUUCAGUAGGACUGGCACUCUUCAAGAGCAUCAAAGAACCCAUACAGGGGAGAAACCUUUUGAAUGCUCAGAAUGUGGAAAGAGAUUCAGUAGGAGUGGCAGUCUUCAACAGCAUCUAAGAACCCACACAGGGGAGAAACCUUUUGAAUGCUCAGAGUGUGGAAAGAGAUUCAGUCAGAGUGGCAAUCUUCAACAGCAUCAAAGAACCUACACAGGGGAGAAACCUUUUGAAUGCUCAGAGUGUGGAAAGAGAUUCAGUCGCAGUGGCGGUCUUCAAGAGCAUCAGAAAACCCACACAGGGGAGAAACCUUUUGAAUGCUCAGAGUGUGGAAAGAGAUUCAGUCACAGUGGCCAUCUUCAAAGGCAUCAAAGAACCCACACAGGGGAUAAACCUUUUGAAUGCUCAGAGUGUGGAAAGAGAUUCACUGACAGUGGCACUCUUCAAAAGCAUCAAAGAACCCACACAGGGGAGAAACCUUUUGAAUGCUCAGAGUGUGGAAAGAGAUUCAAGUGUGGAAAGAGAUUCAGUCACAGUGGCCAUCUUCAAAGGCAUCAAAGAACCCACACAGGGGAGAAACCUUUUGAAUGCUCAGAGUGUGGAAAGAGAUUCAGUCACAGUGGCAGUCUUCAACAGCAUCAAAGAACCCACACAGGGGAGAAACCUUUUGAAUGCUCAGAGUGUGGAAAGAGAUUCAGUCAGAGUGGCAGUCUUCAACUGCAUCAGAAAACCCACACAGGGGAGAAACCUUUUGAAUGCUCAGAGUGUGGAAAGAGAUUCAGGAGCAAUGGUGAUCUUCAAAGGCAUCAAAGAACCCACACAGGGGAUAAACCUUUUGAAUGCUCAGAGUGUGGAAAGAGAUUCAGUGACAGUGGCACUCUUCAAAAGCAUCAAAGAACCCACACAGGGGAGAAACCUUUUGAAUGCUCAGAGUGUGGAAAGAGAUUCAGUCACAAUGGCAAUCUUCAAAGGCAUCAAAGAACCCACACAGAGGAGAAACCUUGUGAAUGCUCAGAGUGUGGAAAGAGAUUCAGUGACAGUGGCAAUCUUCAAAGGCAUCAAAGAACCCACACGGGGGAGAAACCUUUUGAAUGCUCAGAGUGUGGAAAGAGAUUCAGUCAGAAUGGUGAUCUUCAACUGCAUCAAAGAACCCACACGGGGGAGAAACCUUUUGAAUGCUUAGAGUGUGGAAAGAGAUUCAGUCACAGUGGCAGUCUUCAACAGCAUCAAAGAACCCACACAGGGGAGAAACCUUUUGAAUGCUCAGAGUGUGGAAAGAGGUUCAGUCACAGUGGCAGUCUUCAACAGCAUCAAAGAACCCACACAGGGGAGAAACCUUUUGAAUGCUCAGUGUGUGGAAAGAGAUUCAGUCAGAAUGGAACUCUUCAACAGCAUCAAAAAACCCACACAGGGGAGAAACCUUUUGAAUGCUCAGAGUGUGGAAAGAAAUUCCGUGGCAGUAGCCAUCUUCAUAUGCAUCUAAGAACCCACACAGGGGAGAAACCUUUUGAAUGCUCAGAGUGUGGAAAGAGAUUCAGUCAGAGAGGCAGUCUUCAAAAGCAUCAAAGAACACACACAGAGGAAAAUCAUUUUUGA
Euleptes europaea (tarantolino) is the source of this 2619-nucleotide messenger RNA. Its product is annotated as oocyte zinc finger protein XlCOF6-like. The record is from RefSeq and is a predicted model, not a curated record. The coding region runs from base 1 to 2619 and encodes 872 amino acids. Lineage: Eukaryota; Metazoa; Chordata; Lepidosauria; Squamata; Sphaerodactylidae. Gene Ontology annotation, biological process: regulation of transcription by RNA polymerase II. Gene Ontology annotation, molecular function: RNA polymerase II cis-regulatory region sequence-specific DNA binding; DNA-binding transcription factor activity. The transcript is spliced from 9 exons.